Caenorhabditis remanei is the source of this 882-nucleotide messenger RNA. RefSeq lists its product as uncharacterized. NCBI's taxonomy places the organism in Eukaryota, Metazoa, Nematoda, Chromadorea, Rhabditida, Rhabditidae. The transcript has 4 exons. The record is from RefSeq and is a predicted model, not a curated record. Bases 1 to 882 code for a protein of 293 amino acids.
AUGAAAGAAAGAGCCAUUGAGCUCAUUCAAUACGAAAUAGCACGGGUGAAAGAGGCCAUCGUAAGGCAGCUGGAAGCAAACGUGUAUCGUCCAGAAAGAAUUGAUGAUGAGCAUCCCAAGUUUCGUCAGUUGACCAGACUCAAUUUCCAUAUCAAAACGGACGAGGGCAAGGAAUUUCGGAGAGUUUCGGGAGACGAUUUGUACGACGAACUUGAGGCGGUGACCAGAUUUGAGAUGGAAGAUUACGAUGAAGCGGAUGAAUACCGGCGCGCACGCGUGAUUCAUCAUCGAAUGGGGAGAACUUGCGACGACGAGUGCCCGCAGUUGAAUGGUUUUACGGAAAGCUCACAUGCUUAUCGGGAGCUCGUCGCAUUUGCCUCCAUCCGCUCGAACUCAAUUGAUGUGAGAACAGAAGAUUUCCUCGAUCAACAUGCUGGAUGCUUUCAAGGUCUGAGAACUAUCAUUCAACGUUUGAAGGAGAUCAAACAUUGCGAGGAAAGCCUCCAAGUUCUCGAUGAAUCCAUCAAUGUUGCUCAAGUUGAAGGGACAGUGAAUGGCUUGAAAAUCGCUCAAAAAAUAAACGAUCAACUUUGGAAUGAGUUUGGAGUUGGACGUGCUGACAGUCAACACACGGACAUCUCAACAAAAGAACGGUAUGGAUCGUUCAUCGCUGCGUUUGAAUCUCAAGUGGAAAAGAAGUCGAACGUCUCGACAUGUGCCGAAUAUGCACGAACAACCAUCGUCAAUCUUCGGGACAUCGGCAACCGACCAACCGGAAUGAAGGCUUGUGCAGGAGCAAUGGUUGUAGUUCCAACUUCAGUCGAAGGAUCCAUUAACCUGGUGCUUAAGACGUUGCCAUCAGCAGCCCACGAUUCUGGUUGA